This is a messenger RNA of Prorocentrum cordatum, 1602 nucleotides long. NCBI's taxonomy places the organism in Eukaryota, Dinophyceae, Prorocentrales, Prorocentraceae. The record is from the annotation of a GenBank genome assembly.
CUUUUGCCGCCGCUCCCAUCCGUGCCCAAUCCGACCCGGCGCGUCGCUCCAUGGACUCGCGACUCCGCCGCCUCCUCUUCUUCCUCCUCUUUCUCCGUAGCCAUGUUAGCUCAAUAUGUUUACACGGGAGGACUUCGGUUUCCCGAGCUCGUGCUCAUCCUUCUUGCGAGGCCUGGUCCGCACCAGCUCCUCGCGUGCAGCCCUUCACUGGACGAGCACAGUCCUCAACUACGGGCCCCCUCAGGGUGUUUGUCAACGCCAUGGCUAACCCUGCUCGCCAACAGCAGCAACGGAUGGCAUGGGCGAAAACAUGGGCACGUCGGUGGCGCGUCAAUUCGAAAAGCGAACGUUGGUGGAACUUUGCAUCGGCAAAGUACAGCCGAGGCGACUGCGGCUGCAGCAAAGACGUUGCGUUCUUUGGUAUCGAGACGUCACCAGCCCCACCGACAUCCACCAGCGACAAAGACAAGGGUGAAGGCAAAGGCAAGGACAAGGGCAUCGACAAAUCUCCCACGGCGCGCGAGAAGGCACUCGAGAAGCAGGUAGAAAGGGUUACGGGAGAAGCUCGAAGCUCCAUCUACUGCUGAAUCGGGUGCCACGGAGGCCAAGUGCCCGCCCACGGCAGACGCCGACCAUAUCCGCUGCAAGAGUGAGUUGGGCCUUGCUGGGUCGAUGUUCAAGCGAUGCCCAAAGAGCCAGACACGGAGCUCGGCAGAGAGCAGCGUUUGAAUUUGGAGCGUCAUCGUGACUCGUGCACAGUCCGGCUGAGUGAGGCGCAGCCGCUCGGGCGGCGGGCGCACGACGUGGCCAAUCCGAAAAAGCAGCUGCUGGAGAAGAAGCAUCGCAUCGGAAAGAAUGUGGAGCAGGCGAGAGCAGCGGCAGUCGCUGCGAACGCUGCCGUCGAGGCUGCUGAGCAGGAGCUCAGCGAAGUAUUGGAACAGCUGGUAGCAAAGGAUGCCGAGGUCAAGCAGAUCUUGGACACGGUGCCGAAGGUCCCCAAGGAAAAGGGUCUUGAAGCGCAGAUUGUGGAGGUCAUCGCGUCGGUCGAAAGUCUGAGCGAGUUGUUAAAAGCGAGGGAGCGUGGCGGAGAUGCCGCGUCUGCUUUCACGGCGUCGCUUAAGUCCGUCAUGGGUCAACUUCGACCCAGUGAGCAGGCCUGCGGACCAGCGCUGCAGCCCAGCCCGGCGCCCAUCAUCCUGAAGGGGAGCAGCACCAGCAGCAGCAGCCGCAGCAGAACCUGACUGGGCUCUCCUGGUGAGCAUCCGAUGUUUGCGAUGAAAGAAGCUGGACACACGCGGGGGGCUACAGGACAGGCUUUGCUGUCGAGGUGGCGCAAGGCUCGCCCAUGGCGGCGGAGGUAAAAUGAGGCCGCCUCCGCUGGCGGAAGAUGGCGGAAGCUGGCGGAAGGCCAGCGGGGAUGCGCGGGGGCAGGACGUUGGGCUCGUUCCUCUGGCAUGUCCUGGUGCAGGGUCAUCCGCCUCGCGCGUCUCCGUGGACACACAUCGGUGAAUCAUUCGGUGGCGCCGCGAGUGCGGUAGGCGUUCAGCUAGCCCUCCACGAAGCUUCCAGAGCCUGACGCAGUGCGGGGUAGUGUGCCCAAGA